This is a messenger RNA of Cannabis sativa, 1899 nucleotides long. Its product is annotated as serpin-Z3-like. Bases 471 to 1754 code for a protein of 427 amino acids. The record is from RefSeq and is a predicted model, not a curated record. NCBI's taxonomy places the organism in Eukaryota, Viridiplantae, Streptophyta, Magnoliopsida, Rosales, Cannabaceae. Gene Ontology annotation, molecular function: serine-type endopeptidase inhibitor activity. The transcript is spliced from 2 exons.
AACCAAAUUAUAUUAUUUUAAAAUGAUUUUUUUUUUACGUAAAAGUAACUAAUUAGCUUCUUAUCAGCAUUAUAAGUAACCAAAAUGUUAAUUUAAAAACUCAGGAAAAUAAUAAAAAAACGAAAUUUGGAAUUAAUUUUAUUUCAGGUAUAUUAUUUUAGAAUUAAGGUAUAUUUUAAUGAUGUGGCAAGGUAUUAUUGUAAUUGAAAUUUAUUAUGGUAUUUUUGUAAAUAAUUUAUAUUUUAAGUAUAUAAUUGAAAAACUCCCUAAUAUUUUUCAAAACAGUCAGUACAAUUCUUGGAUGAGUGGAUCCCACCAUUUAAUGUUUUUUAGUUAAUUUUAAAAAAUAAAUCUAAAUCCUUAAACUGCUAUUAUAUAAACUACUCGAUCCUACCAGUAUUACAUUUCAGUAAUUUUGUUCUUGCUUUCUACUACUAUUCCAUUGAACACUGCAAAGUGAAGUUAAAGUCAUGGAGUCUUGCACCCAAAUUGUAGCACAAUUAAUUCUUGACGAGAUAGAGAAGAAGGAGAGUAGUGCUAAAAACGUUUUAAUGUCUCCUCGGUCAAUAAACUUGGUGGUCAAUAUGUUGGCUACUGGUGCUGAAGGUAAGACAUUAAAGCAGUUCUUGAAGUUUCUUGGUUCUAAAGAAAUAAAAGAUUUGAACCAAAACUCUUGUCGUAUGAUGACUCUUCUUCUCACCUCUUCUGUCUCUAAGGCCUCCACCCCUUCCCCUCUUCCCACAAUUCACCAACCAAAACGUCAGAAGAUUGAACAAAAACCUCCUUUUUUGGUUGGAAACUCCUUAUGGCUUGAUAAUAACUCUCAGUUAGUUCCAUCUUUUAAAGAAAUCACUCAAACAAUCUAUAAGGCAAAAGUGAAAAAUGUCGACCUUAAGUUAGAGCCAGAGGCUGAUAAAGUUAGACAUCUCAUUAAACGAUAUUUGUCAAAGAGUGUAAAGUUGACACCCCCACUUUGUCUUUUAAGUGUAUUAUCUUUCGAGGGAUCAUGGGAAGUACCUUUUAUGGCUUCGAAGACUCAAGAUGAAAAGUUUUGCCUUCUUAAUGGGGAAACAAUCCAAGUACCUUUCAUGAAUAGUCAUAAUGUUUCUUACUCCUAUGCUUUUCUUGAUGAUUUCAAGGUUCUCAAACUCCCAUAUGAAAGAAUAGCAUUAGGUAAUAAUGGAAACCAAACACAAUUCUCUAUGUACUUAUUUCUUCCUCAUGACACAUACAGAUUUCAAAAUACAGUGAAAAAGUUCAAGGUGAAUCCAAAAUUGUUGUCACCCAUGAGUUUUAAUAACCAUCUAAGGAGCAUGGAACUUUCUCGUGUGUCAAUUCCCAAGAUGAAAUUAUCAUAUGAUGUUGAACUUCAUGCUAAGAAUUUACUCAAGGAAAGAGGAUUAAGUCUGCCUUUCAGUAAGGCUAGUGCAAAUUUCCCAAACAUGGUGUGCUCUCAGUCUCCUGAUACCAAUGUUUUCGUAGAGAAUAUGCUUCACAAGUCUUUUAUCGAAGUGAAUGAAGAUGGGACAAGGGCUGUUGCGACAACCUUUGUUGGUAUGUCAUACGGUUCUUGUCUGAAUUCUGAACCUCCUCCACUAGCUGCCGUUUUUGGUAUGAUACCUGGAAUUGCUCCAGAUUAUAUGCCUACUCCACUUGAUUCCUUUGUUGCUGACCAUCCAUUCAUGUUUAUGAUUGUUGAAGAGUUUCCUAACCUUGUUGUUUUCACUGGAGCAGUUCUUGAUCCACGAAACUAGAAACAUUUAUGUUUAUGAUUAUGUUUUGCAAUCAUUCAUUGAGACUUUGUUUUCAGCUUUUAUCUUUAUUUGGUCCUGAAUUUUCAGCUAGCGUUGUUAAAUGUAAAAAUAUUAUUAUUGUUCUAUAAACAGAAUUUGCCCAAGA